UUAACUGCCAGUGAGUAAACAAAACAAACUGCAUGUGCAUUGUACAUUCGUUUUGUGAAGCACGAGUUAAAUUCGGAUGGUAUAGCAGUUCAGAAAGUGAAGGGGAGAAAGAUGACUCGAGCAAGCAGUGCAGCGCAAAACUACAAUCGUCAAAAGAUUUACUACGGUCAAUUGCUUCGACGGAACCGGUAGCACAACAAGAUUCGUCCAAACACCAGGGGCGAAUUCGAUCCUUCGCCCACGAAAGGGGCAUUUGGGCCAGCUAUGUUUUUGUUGACUAUAACGAUGUCGACCCAAUAAGUGACUUCCAACAGCUGAUCAUAGAAAAAAUUUCGAACGAUUUAAAGCUAAAACUUGAGCGGGUAGAUAAACUGCACCUGAGCCUCACCAAAACUUUCGUUCUGAGGCAUCAUAAUAUUUCAGCCUUUGUGGAAACCAUCCGAUGUGUGUUGAGGGAGAACAAGCGGUUCCCCAUUCUUCUAUCAGACUUGGCUAUAUAUGUCAAUGAGGAGAACACUCGGACCUUUUUGGCGGUAAAGGUUCACGAUAAUAGUGUAGGAUCGUUGAAUAAGUUGGUAGAUAAAUUGAACGACUGUAUGAGAUUGUACAAACUGCCAGAGUUUUACAAAGAUAGAUCGUUUCACGUGAGCAUUUUGUGGGCGUUAGGCAACAAACGACAGCUUCUUCAGGAAAAUUUGCCCGAUUUGCAGCAAAUGUUUGCCACGUUCUACGAAGAGGAAUACUGUGAUAUGAAUCUCUGUGUUAACCAAAUUAAUUUCAAAUGCGGGAAUAAAUAUCAUACUUUUGAUUUAUUAUUUCCCGAUAUUGCCGAUGUUACCGAAGACGUUGAUUUUUGCAUGAUUUGCAACAAAUUAAUGCCGGCAAAACUGACUAGAAAGAACUCUAUCGAGUGCGAGAUCUGCGACCGACCCUUCCACUUAAAGUGCGUCGGUAUGACCAACCGCACCACUUUCACGUGCAUCAAUAGCGAGUAG
Molecule: messenger RNA, 995 nt
Organism: Topomyia yanbarensis
Lineage: Eukaryota; Metazoa; Arthropoda; Insecta; Diptera; Culicidae
Product: U6 snRNA phosphodiesterase 1
Exons: 5
Coding region: 33-995 (320 amino acids)
Biological process (GO): U6 snRNA 3'-end processing
Cellular component (GO): nucleus
Molecular function (GO): 3'-5'-RNA exonuclease activity
Source: RefSeq, a predicted model, not a curated record